Oikopleura dioica is the source of this 1206-nucleotide messenger RNA. The record is from the annotation of a GenBank genome assembly. Lineage: Eukaryota; Metazoa; Chordata; Appendicularia; Copelata; Oikopleuridae.
AUGGGAAGAUAUGGACGAGCGUAUACGAUAUCAAAUGUGCUUUUGGCCAUUUAUGUCACUGCGUUUUGCUACUUUAAUAGAGAAAAAUUGAAGUUGUUUUUCAAUGGGGACUUGGAUUUCAGCGCUGCGAAGCUGAUGGAUAUCAGCAACACGGAAUAUCCACCGGGUCCGACGGCAGAGCCGACAAGUUUGCCCAGUCACAUAAAUGAAGUUGGCUUCCAAGAGUUGGUUGAUAACUUUCCCCUUUGGUCGCCAAAAUUCAUCAUUGUUGGGGUGAUGAAAUGCGGAACAGGUGCGGCGCAUACUUUUCUCGGCAACCACCCAAAUGCCGUUCCAGCCACUGCCGAAGCAUAUUUCUUCAACAAGGACAAAAAUUACGAGCAAGGAUUUACGUAUUACCGAAAGUUCUUUCUCCGAGUUGGUCACAAGCAGCAGCCAUAUGUUCACUAUGAAAAAUCGCCGACUUAUUAUCGGAGUUUGACCGCGCCGCCGAGGAUGAAAGAGAUGAAUGAAACGCUGAAAGUAGUAAAUGUCGUUUGUGAUAAUGUCAAGCGAACUUUGUCGAGAUAUCUUCACAUAAAGACGCACACGGACGACGGUCAUUUCAGCCAUAAUCACCUGUCCCUAAUUGGCCAAACUUUGGAAGAGUUCCAAGUCAAUCUUCGAAAUACAAUCAGGACUUUUGGCGCCUUCUUGGAGGAUGUGAAAAACAAUGAGGGCGACGGAACUAUAGAAGGACUCAUCAAGGCCUUAUCGUACAGAUUCAAGCACAAAAUGAGACCAUUUGGUAUUCGAGCGACGCAGGACAAGAUCGAGCUUAUUUUAUCUGAUGGAUUCUACGCUGUUUUUCAUAAGUACUGGCAACAGUUCUUCCCAGACGAUCAGCUUCUUGUGGUUGAUGGUGGUCAAUUCCUCAAAACACCCUGGGAACCGAUGGUUGAGAUCCAACGGCACGUCGGACUAAGUGAAAGGAUCAAUUCUUCGAGUUUCACUUUCCGGGAUGGAAUGGAUGUUCCUUGCUUUAUUGAUGCACAAGAAAAUGUCAACUGCCUGCCGGAGCAAAAAGGGCGCUCGCUACAUAAAAGUCUCGACAUGGAUGUGGUACGGGCACUUCACGAGCUCUAUCGACCUUUCGACGCUUACUUCGCCCAGAAAGUGCUGCACCGUUCGCCGUUUCAGUGGAAUUAUGGCUUGGAAGCGCCAUAA